CAGGCCCGCGGGCUGCGAGGAGGGGCCGGCCCAGGGGAGGUGGGGGCGGGGCGGGGACGAGGGGGGAGGGCGGGGACGGAGGGGGGGGUGGAGGGGCCCAGGGGGCGGGGGGCAGAAGGAGGGAGGGAGGAGCGGCGAAAGGGGAGGUGAGCAAGGGCGGGGGAGGGACUAGGGAGCUGGGGGCGGGCGACUGGAGGCGGGGGCGAGGGCGGGGGUCCUGCCUGCCGGGGGAGCCGGGGCGGCCCCUUGUCCGGCCACCCCCACUGCCCAGUCCAGCUCCCGGCCGUGCCGGCUGCAGUAGCCGCAGCAGCAGCAGCGGCCCCAGGAUGGUGAGCGCCGCUGCCCCCCAACCCCGGCCAGACGCCCACGGCCCGCGCCCCGGUCUCGGGACCGGACACCCGCCCAGGCCGCGCACACUCACCUAGGACCCGGCCGGGAUGCCGAGCUCUGGCGAAGAUGCACUGGACACCAGAGCACGCCCAGCCCCUCAACCAGUGGCCAGAGCAGCACCUGGACGUCUCCUCCACCACCCCGUCGCCGGCCCACAAGCUGGACUUGCCCCCCGGGGGCCGCCAGCGCUGCCACUAUGCCUGGGCGCACGACGACAUCUCCGCGCUCACCGCCUCCAACCUACUCAAGCGCUACGCCGAGAAGUACUCGGGGGUCCUGGACUCGCCCUACGAGCGCGCCCCCCUGGGCGGCUACGGCGACGCCGCCUUCCUCAACGGGGCCAAGGGGGACCCCGAGCCCUGGCCAGGCCCGGAGCCGCCCUACCCCUUGGCCUCGCUCCACGAGGGCCUCCCGGGCGCCAAGCCGGGGAGUGGGGGCGGCUCCGGGGGCCUCGGCGGCUCCCCGGUUUUGACCGGGAACCUGCCUGACGCCCUCUACGCCGGCAACGCGUGCGGAGGCCCGUCGGCGGCGCCCGAGUACGCGGCGGGUUACGGCGGCGGCUACCUGGCCCCCGGCUACUGCGCACAGACGGGCGCCGCGCUGGGCCCGCCCCCUCCGGCCGCGCUGCUGCAGCCGCCGCCCCCGCCGGGCUACGGGCCCUCGGCGCCGCUCUACAACUACUCGGCCGGGGGCUACGCCGCGCAGCCCGGCUACGGGGCCCUGCCGCCCCCGGCCGCCCCGCCGGCCGCCCCGUACCUGGCGGCGCCCACGCCGCUGCCCGCGCCCGCCCCGCCCCGCCCGGCGCCCGCCUCCUACGGCUUCCCCGCGGCCGCUCCAGGCGCCGAGGCCGGCGUGUCGCUGAAGCGCAAGGCUGCGGACGAGGGCGCCGACGGCCGCUACCGCAAGUACGUCUACGAGCCCGCCAAGGGCCCGGCGGCCGACGGCGCCUCGUACCCGGCCGCGGACGGUGGCGAGUGUCGGGGCAACGGCUUCCGGGCGAAGCCGCCGGGGACGGCUGAAGAGGCGCCCGGCAAGUACGGCGUCGGCGUCCCCCUCGGCGUCCCCCUCAAGGCCCUGGGCUCCCCGCUCUACGGCGCCGCGCAGCUCGAGCCCUUCGACAAGUUCCCGGAGCGCGCCGCGGCGCCGGCUCCCCGCGGGAGCUUCUCGGUGGCGUCGGGGGAGCCGCCCAAAGGCGUGGACCCGGGGGCCCUGGAGCUGGUGAGCAGCAAGAUGGUGGACUGCGGGCCCCCCGUGCAGUGGGCGGACGUGGCGGGCCAGGGCGCGCUCAAGGCGGCGCUGGAGGAGGAGCUGGUGUGGCCGCUGCUCAGGCCGCCCGCCUUCCCGAGCAGCCCGCGCCUGCCGCGGACCGUGCUGCUCUUCGGGCCGCGGGGCGCGGGCAAGGCGCUGCUGGGCCGCUGCUUGGCCACGCAGCUGGGCGCCACGCUCCUGCGCCUGCGCGGGACGACGCUGGUCGCGCCGGGAGCGGCCGAGGGCGCGCGCCUCCUCCAGGCAGCCUUCGCGGCUGCGCGCUGCCGCCCGCCGGCCGUGCUGCUCAUCAGCGAGCUGGACGCGCUGCUCCCGGCCCGAGAGGAUGGAGCCGCGGGUGCGGGCGCGCUGCAGGCGCCGCUCCUGGCCUGCCUGGACGGCGGCUGCGGCGCAGGGCCGGACGGCGUGCUGGUCGUGGCCACCACGUCGAGGCCCGCGGCUCUGGACGAGGCGACCCGCCGGCGCUUCGCUCUCCGCUUCUACGUGACGCUGCCUGACGGCCCGGCCCGCGGGCAGAUCCUGCAGCGGGCGCUGGCUCAGCAGGGUUGCGCGCUGAGCGAACGGGAGCUGGCGGCGCUGGUGCAGGGCACCCAGGGCUUCUCCGGGGCCGAGCUGGGUCAGCUGUGCCAGCAGGCCGCGGCCGCCGCGGGCCUCCCGGGGCUGCAGCGACCCCUCUCCUACAAGGACCUGGAGGCAGCGCUGGCCAAGGAAGAAACUGACCUCAGAAAGAAUGUUAGACUUUGGCUGCUCUCCUGUGUGAUCCCCACCCUCUUUAGCAAAUCCUCCCAAGAAGACUCCCAAUGUCUGCUCUCCUCAAAGAAGAGGAGAGGAAGACUCAGGCCUCAACCGAACUGCUCUUCCUGGGACAGAAGCAGAAUGUAUUCUAGGGCUUCCUCCCAGGCUCAAGGUUGUAGGCAGAGAUGUGGGGGAGAGGGAUGCUUGAUUAGAGGUAGGUAUUGGUCCCUCCCUUCUGCUUUCCACUUUGAGCCCACCCCAUAGCUUCCUAAUUGCUGUGAAAGGUUAUUCUGAGUUGGCAUGCCCUUGCUUCCUUCCUGCCCCAGGCCCAGAAAGUAGGCUGAGAGGGCCCAAAUUGGGAAGGUGACUCCUAUAGCUUAUGCUAAGAAGAUUCCUUCAAGAGGGAAGACUGCAUAAAACUGAGUACAGGCCUGAGUCUGGCAGGAAGGGUGAGCAUCUGUCACAGGGGAGGUUCUGUGCAGAAGUCUCUCAUUUUCCUAGCGCACUAGAUUGAACUCCAGGAUGUGGAUGGGGUGGGAAAGGAGAUGGGUAGGCUGUUUUCUCAGAUACUGGGAGUUUAUUCUCAGUCCUGCCCCAACUGUCUACCAUAAUGCCAGACUUCAAGGUCUUCCUUGUGAGAAUCCUCUUUCUCCUCACCAGUUCUCCCAGCUGGGAGUCACCUAAUUUCCUUCCCUCUCAGAGAGCCACUUCUACAACUCUGACUUAUGGUUGUAAGUGGAAGGCUGUUUCGCUGAGCCCAGCUGCCUUUCCUCUUUCCUAUGAGUCCUCACAGCUCCUACUACUGCCUCUGCCCACUCCCAGCUGGAAGGGUGUCUCUGUGGGACAUUUCAAGUGCCAAGGUGCUGAGGGCCUGUUCUGGCCUAUAUAUAACUUUCAUAAAAAAAGCUGUUCUGUGACUUCCCCAUCCACCCCAUCCCCAUCCCUACUCCAGUCUCUUUCUAAUCCUCUUCUUGGAGCUGGCUGAGCACAGGGCUUUAGUGUUUGUAGCUGUAGGGCUUAGGGCCUUGGCUGUGAAAGGCACUGCAGGGAGCAGGGGAGAAAGAGGUUCUCUCAGGUGUUUGUAAUGUAAGGGGGUAAGAGGGUGGAUGGAUGGGCAGGAUGGAUGGACGGAGUCAGGGAAGUGGGGUUGGGAUUCCGAGACUCUCCCCUUCACCAAGCAGGCAGUUCUGGAAGGGAGGGCAGCACUCACUGAUCAAGGCCCCCACCACCUCCACUGACCUUGGGGAACUUUGCACAAGGAGGCAGUUCUAGCCUGUUAGCACCUACCUCGUGGGCACUGGGACAGGUAGAGGAGGGGCAGUCUAGCUCUGGCAGUGUUGGGGGGGCAUACCAAAGAAUCCAAAGGCAGGGAUUGGGAGAGGGCAGACUGGCAAGCUAGCUCUUUCCUUCCUCUACCCACAUUGGGGUUGGGGUUCUCUCCUCCAGCUGCAACCAUUUCUACCUCAUUUUGCUGUGUGUUGUACAUGGACCUAUUUAUCUCUUGUCUGCCGAUGCUCUGCAGUUGUGGUCUGUCUACCUCAGAAGAGACUGUAUUUUAAAAGAAAGUAUUACACAGUAUUAAAGUGAUGACAUGUGG
Erinaceus europaeus (western European hedgehog) is the source of this 3988-nucleotide messenger RNA. RefSeq names its product fidgetin like 2 (gene FIGNL2). Bases 457 to 2655 code for a protein of 732 amino acids. The record is from RefSeq and is a predicted model, not a curated record. The transcript is spliced from 3 exons. Gene Ontology annotation, molecular function: ATP binding; microtubule severing ATPase activity; ATP hydrolysis activity. NCBI's taxonomy places the organism in Eukaryota, Metazoa, Chordata, Mammalia, Eulipotyphla, Erinaceidae.